Messenger RNA from Rasamsonia emersonii CBS 393.64, 510 nucleotides. RefSeq lists its product as uncharacterized. The transcript is spliced from 2 exons. NCBI's taxonomy places the organism in Eukaryota, Fungi, Ascomycota, Eurotiomycetes, Eurotiales, Trichocomaceae. The record is from RefSeq and is a predicted model, not a curated record. The coding region runs from base 1 to 510 and encodes 169 amino acids.
AUGAAGUUCGUCACUGUCGUAUCCUCUGUCAUGAGCCUCUUGGCUCUGGUCCAGCUGUGCCCUGCGCCGGUUGGGCUCAUCGACAUGGCCAUCAUUUGGGUCGACUCCGCCAUCGCCGGUGCUGCUGUCUCGACGGCCAUUAAGAAAGGGGCUGGAGGCAAGCGCGACGAAAUCAAGGGCUUCGCCGUGCCUGUGGUGAAACGCCCCGGUGAGAGCGAGCACGACAAGCGCGACGAGUGGGACAACCUGCCACAGCCCGCCGCCGACGAAUGCAAAGGCCAGUUGAAGAGCGCGUACAUCACGGUGAGCCCGCAGACGAACAACGGCGUGUGCCUGGACGGUGUCCCGCCGGCAUGCAUGACGCUGGCGACGAUCCUGCUGGGCCAGGACGGCAGCCAGCCGAUGCCGAUCCCGAUGGGUUCUGCGGCGUUGCAAUACAACAACCUGACCGAGGCCCAGGUCAACUACUUGCAGAAUCUCCUCGAUGCCCACAACGCGGGUAAGAACUAG